GCUGCUAUCAUCUUUUUGCAUGAAGUUUGUCAAACGCAGUCAUCAUUUUAUUGACAAAGGCGGAAGGAAGCACAUUUUUACUAGUUUACCUAAAGACACUCUUUAUUAUGGACUCUAUAACGUCCGUUGAAUUCUCGAUGGAAUUUGAUAACAAUGAGUUUGCUUCAGUUUCCCAUGAAUUUCCCCAGAAAAAUGGUCCCGAGCAGAAAGUCGUCAAUGAAUUGUAUGAGGCUCUUUUGCCAUUAAUUAUUGAAUCCUGGGUGGAGGAAACACCUUCCAAGAAAACGAGAUUCAAAACUGCUUCUUCUGCUGUGUCAGUUGACGAUCCUGAUCCUCUUUAUAAUUUUGAUAUCAAGUUUACGAAUGGCAAUAGAUAUAAUGGUGAGAUUAAGGAUAAAAGAUUGCAUGGAGAAGGUGUUUACCGAUGGGCAGACGGGGCUUACUAUAAAGGGACUUUUAUGGACAAUAGAAUCGAAGGAACGGGAAGCAUUUUCUACAAUGCAGGUCAGCGUUACAGUGGGCAGUUUUUGAAAUACAUCCUCGCAUUGACUUUGUGGCUGAAUCAGGAUCGAACGGUUGCUGACGAAGCGAUGAAAGAACGACUUCCUUAUUUCGGACUAUUCGGAACAAUGCUUAUGAUCUUCUUGCGGGAGUACCCUGCGCUGGAUUCGAUGCCGGUUGAUAAUUUACCGCAGAUGCUCACGACUGAUCUAGCGGUUGUAGAACACGUUUUCGACAGUAUCAUGCAGUAUCCCCCACAGUGCAUCUUGCGAAAGUCUUACAGCAUAUUUCAAGAUUUGUGCGUGAAGCUGAAUCCAAACAGGAAAUCACCUGGCUACCUGGCAUUCGAAGAUUUUGUUCAAUGCGUAGCUGAAGAAUGUCCAAGUGUUGUCCGUGAUGGCCUUCUGGUUCAUAUAGACGAGGUUUUAACGACGCUUGAGUUGUUUGAAUUGUUCAUUCUAUUCGUCUCGAAAGCAAUCCGGAAUGAAAAAUAUUUGAUCGAAAAGCAGAAAUUUCUCAACACGUUUUACGAGGAAAUUCAGAAGCAAAAGGAACUAGAAGAACUUGAAAGACUUCUCGAGUUAGUUGAAAAUCCUCCACAAGAAGAAACUAAGAAAAAGAAACGCAAAUCUAAGAAGUAGCAUGUGAUUCCUUUGGGUAUACCCUGAUGGUUGUUGAUAAAAAUCUUAAAAUGGUG
Hermetia illucens (black soldier fly) is the source of this 1198-nucleotide messenger RNA. RefSeq lists its product as uncharacterized. Lineage: Eukaryota; Metazoa; Arthropoda; Insecta; Diptera; Stratiomyidae. The transcript is spliced from 5 exons. The record is from RefSeq and is a predicted model, not a curated record. The coding region runs from base 108 to 1142 and encodes 344 amino acids.